Rosa rugosa (rugosa rose) is the source of this 1314-nucleotide messenger RNA. RefSeq lists its product as uncharacterized. Gene Ontology annotation, molecular function: catalytic activity. Bases 1 to 1314 code for a protein of 437 amino acids. The transcript is spliced from 2 exons. NCBI's taxonomy places the organism in Eukaryota, Viridiplantae, Streptophyta, Magnoliopsida, Rosales, Rosaceae. The record is from RefSeq and is a predicted model, not a curated record.
AUGGAUAUUAUUAGCUGGAAUUGCAGGGGAAUCUGCAAUGAUGCGACUGUAAGGGCAUUGAAGGAUCUGAUGACCCAGAAUCGUCCCCAAAUUGUGUUUCUAUGCGAGACAAAGAUCAGUAGAAAGGAAGACUUCCAAGUGUUGCAGUUGUCGCUAGGGUUUCCUCAUUCUGUAGAGGUCCUCAGUGAUGGUCAGUCAGGAGGGUUAGCGUUGUUUUGGUGUGCGGAGGUGGAUAUUCAACCCCUUACAAAGUCUGCGCAUCAUAUUGAUGCGGAGCUAUUGAAGGACCUUAGUGAUCUUGACUCUCUCCCUUGGGUUGUAAUCGGGGACUUCAAUGAAAUACUCAACAAUGGAGAGAAGAUUGAUGGGCCUCCAAGAGCUGAACGGCAAAUGAGAGGUUUCAGAGAGGCUUUAGGUUAUUGUGAGUUGUUGGAUCUUGGGUUUCAGGGUUCUAGGGCAACAUGGUGGAAUUCUGAGACACAUCUAAGGUUAGACAGGGCUGUUUGUACGCCCUCCUGGUGUGAUGUUUUUGGUUAUGCAAAAGUUAUUCAUUUGCCUCCUUCUGAGUCAGAUCAUGUUCCAAUAUUACUCCAUGCUAGUACAGUCCCAAUACCAAAACGUCCUCGACGUCAUAGAUUUAAAUUUGAAUCCUUCUGGCUUCAACAUGCUGAUUGUGAUUCUUUGGUUAAGGAGAAAUGGCAGGCUGACUUUUCUGGGGCACCUAUGUUCCAAGUAACCAAGAAGAUUACCAAUACACGGAUGGCCUUAGAUAAAUGGCAAAGAGAAACCUUCAGAGUGAGACAACAACAAAUGAUGGGGGUGAGAACCCGUCUAGAAGAGUUGAUGGAUGCAACAAUUACAGUGACUAUCCAGGAGGAGAAGAAAACCCUAAUGGAUAAGCUACAUGUUCUGCUCUCUGAGGAGGAAGCUUUUUGGAGACAGAGAGCAAAGAUCCAGUGGUUGAAGGAGGGUGAUAGCAACACAGGCUUUUUCCACCGUAAGGCAGCAAACCGGAGACGUAAAAAUGUGAUACAUGGUCUAUAUGAUGAGAAUGGGGUUUGGCGUGAUGAUGAUAAGGGAAUGGAACAAAUUGUGACCUCCUAUUUUACACAGAUGUUCACUGCGUCUCCAAUUGAUAUGGAAGCCAUGCAACAUACUUUGGAAGCCAUUCAACCCUGUGUUUCGGCUGAAAUGAAUCUUCAACUUUGUAGGAAUUAUACAGAAGAAGAAAUACGUGAAGCACUGUUCCAAAUGUAUCCUACAAAGUCCCCAGGACCAGAUGGAAUGCCUCCAUUAUUUUUUCAACAUUAUUGA